CUUCCCGGUCGCAGGCCCAGUUCGGUAGCGCCGGCGCACUGGCGCGCUCCGUUUACACGCUCCGGGGCCUGGAGACGCCGCGAGUUCCGGCCGUCGCCGUCAACGCCGUGGCUCUUGGAGGUCGGUUGCGACGAGUAACGGCGCCAGGACGGGCCUUGCGCCUCCUUUUCCGAUAUGUACCCGAAUUGGGGCCGGUAUGGCGGCAGCAGCCACUACCUGCCGCCGCCGGUCCCGCCGCCGCCUCCGGUGGCGCUUCCUGAGGCCUCGCCGGGGCCCGGUUACUCGAGCUCGACGACUUCUGCGGCCCCUUCCUCUUCGGGCUUCAUGAGCUUCCGCGAGCAGCACCUGGCGCAGCUCCAGCAGCUGCAGCAGAUGCAUCAGAAGCAAAUGCAGUGCGUGCUCCAGCCCCACCACCUUCCUCCGCCCCCGCUGCCGCCCCCGCCGGGGAUGCCCGGGGGUGGCUAUGGAGACUGGCAGCCGCCACCGCCACCGAUGCCCCCGCCACCCGGUCCGGCCCUCAGCUAUCAGAAGCAGCAGCAGUACAAACACCAGAUGCUCCACCACCAACGAGACGGGCCUCCUGGUUUGGUUCCGAUGGAGCUGGACUCUCCCCCUGAAUCUCCCCCUGUACCUCCCGGGUCCUAUAUGCCCCCGUCUCAAUCUUACAUGCCCCCGCCUCACCCACCACCCUCCUUCUACCCUCCGUCCUCGUCUCAGCCCUACCUUCCUCCUGCUCAGCCGUCUCCUUCGCAGUCCCCACCUUCCCAAUCCUACCUAGGGCCUACCCCUUCUUAUUCUUCCUCCUCCUCUUCCUCGCAAUCCUAUUUGAGCCAUUCCCAGUCCUACCUGCCGUCUUCUCAGGCAUCCCCUUCCCGCCCCUCCCAGGGCCAUUCGAAAGGCCUGCUCCCCCCACCACCACCGUCCACCCCCGCUGGAACUAGGACAGGUGGCCAACAAGAACCUUUGGAAAGUGGGGCCAAGAUCAAGAGUAGCGAGCAGCAGCAGCAAGCCGCCCCGGAGCCAGACCCCUCCACGAUGACUCCACAGGAACAGCAGCAGUAUUGGUAUCGACAGCACUUGCUCAGUUUGCAGCAGAGGACUAAGGUGCAUUUGCCAGGCCACAAAAAGGGUCCUGUGGUAGCAAAGGAUGCACCAGAGCCAGUGAAAGAAGAAGUCACAGUGCCUGGCACAAGUCAAGUUUCAGAACCGCCUGCAUCUGAGGAGCCCCCCUUACCUCCUCUGAAGGAAGAGGCUGCGCCCCCUCUCCCACCUGAGGAGCCCCAGUCUGAGGACCCAGAAGAAAAUGCCAGAUUAAAACAGUUGCAGGCUGCAGCAGCGCACUGGCAGCAGCACCAGCAACACCGGGUCGGCUUCCAGUAUCAGGGAAUCAUGCAGAAGCACACCCAGUUACAGCAGAUCCUGCAGCAGUACCAGCAGAUGAUACAGCAGCCGCCACAUAUGCAGACCAUGUCUGUGGAUGUGCAGCUGCGGCAUUACGAGAUGCAGCAGCAACAGUUUCAGCAUCUUUACCAGGAGUGGGAGAGAGAGUUCCAGCUGUGGGAGGAGCAGCUCCGUGCCUAUCCUCACAAAGACCAGCUUCAGGAGUAUGAGAAGCAGUGGAAAACGUGGCAGGGGCACAUGAAGGCCGCCCAGAGCUAUCUCCAGGAGAGAGUCACCACAUUUCAGAACGUGAAGAACCAGUUUAUGGGGAACAUGUCAAUGCCACCUCCUUUUGGGCCAUAUUCUCAGAUGCCUCCACCUCUACCAGCAAUACCCCCUCCAGUGUUGCCUCCAUCAUUGCCACCGCCAGUGAUGCCCCCCGCCCUACCUACAACUGUGCCACCACCUGGCAUGCCCCCACCAGUGAUGCCUCCUUCUCUACCAACCUCUGUCCCCCCACCAGGGCUACCUCCAUCUCUCUCUUCAGCAGGGCCGCCUCCAGUUCUCCCCCCUCCUUCCCUCUCUUCUACAGGGCCACCGCCAGUUCUCCCCCCACCGUCACUCUCUUCCUCGGCACCACCACCUGUUAUACCCCUCCCACCGCUGUCUUCAGCUACACCUCCUCCAGGAAUACCGCCUCCUGGAGUUCCACAAGGGAUGCCUCCACCACUAGCAACAGUCCCAAUUCCUCCAGCCUCUGGGUCUCAGAGCUCACAGCAUCCAGAGAAGCCUAGACCAGCACUACUUCCCACUCCUGUGUCUUUUGGUUCAGCCCCACCCUCCAUUUACCAUCCUCCAUUGCAGUCCUCUAUUGGUCCGUCGGAUCAAAUGAAUUCUAAAGGUCCUCUGAGCAAGUCUACUCUACCAUAUGGUUCAUUCUCAUCUGAGCAAGGACUUGGGGAGUCUUCAGCUGCUCCACCACAGCCAAUCAUUACAGCCAAGGACAUGCCAGGGAGGUCAGGUGGACUGCUUCCAGAUCCUCCUAGAAGCAGUUAUAUGGAAGGUCCAAGAGGCCCAAGAUUUGAUGGUCCUCGAAGAUUUGAGGAUUUAGGGUCAAGGUGUGAAGGACCGAGACCCAAAGGGCCUCGUUUUGAAGGAAAUCGCCCAGAUGGGCCAAGACCCAGAUAUGAAGGUCACCCAGCAGAGGGCACUAAAAGCAAAUGGGGAAUGAUUCCCCGGGGGCCAGCAUCUCAAUUUUAUAUUACCCCCAAUACAUCCCUAAGUCCUCGACAGAGUGGACCACAGUGGAAAGGCCCCAAACCAGCUUUUGGACAGCAACAGCAGCAGCAGCCUAAGUCACAAGCAGAGCCUCUUUCAGGAAGCAAAGAACCAUUAGCAGACACCAAUAGUAACCAUCAGAAGAAUUUUAAAAUGCAAUCAGCUGCAUUUCCCGUGGCUGCAGAUGUAAAGGAUGCCAAGGCGGCUCAGGCAGAUGAGAAUCUAAGCGACUCUCAACAAGAGCCACCUAAAAGCGAAGUCUCGGAAGGGCCCAUAGAGCCUUCUGACUGGGACCCGAAUUCUCAAAGUGUGGACACUCACAUGGACAAAGCCCAAGCUGUUACUCAGCCUGUAUCUCUUGCAAAUAAACCUGUACCUACUCAAUCUACUUUUCCCUCAAAAGCUGGGGGGAUGGAGGGAGGAGCAGCAGUAGCACCAUCAUCAUCAGUAACUACAGAUAGUGAUUUUAAACCUAUGGGCAUUGAUCUACCCCAUUCAGAAAACAGCCAAGAAAAAGGGUUGCCCCGGCUAGAUAGCAGAGAUAAUAGGUUAGAAGGCAAUCGAGGGAGCAGCUCAGCUUACAGAAGUCCAGGGCAAAGUAGGAUGGAAGAUACACGAGACAAAGGACUAGUAAACAGAGGGCGUGGCCAGCCAAUUAAUCGAGGUCCAGGGUUGGUCAAACCAGAAGAUUUUCGUGAUAAGAUGAUGGGCAGGAGAGAAGACAGUCAGAAGAUGAACAGAGGAGAAGGCAACCGGGAGAGGGGUUUGAUGAGACCAGGAAGCAGUCGGGAGAAAAUGCCAGGUGGUCUGCAAGGCAGCCAGGAAAGGGGUAGAGCAGGUAGCCGGGAAAGGGGGCUACCUCGGAGGGCCGGAAGUCUGGAGAGAGGUCUCCCUCGAAGGGCUGGGAGUAGGGAGAGAGUACCACCUCGCAGAGCUGGGAGCAGGGAAAGGGGACCUCCUCGAGGGCCUGGCAGUCGGGAAAGGGGCCUGGGAAGACCAGAUUUUGGUCGUGAGAGAGGCCCGUUUAGACCAGAACCAGGAGAUGGUGGGGAAAAAAUGUAUCCAUACCACCGAGAUGAGCCUCCUAGGGCUCCAUGGAACCACGGGGAAGAGAGAGGGCAUGAAGAGUUCCCAUUAGAUGGUAGAAAUGCUCCAGUAGACCGAGAGAGACUUGACGAUUGGGACAGAGAAAGGUACUGGAGAGAGUGUGAGCAUGACUAUCAAGAUGAUACACUAGAUCCCUAUAACAGAGAGGACAGGUUCUCAGGGCCCCCAUCUCGAUCUCAUGACGGAGAUAGGCGAGGCCCUUGGUGGGAUGAUUGGGAAAGAGACCAGGAUAUGGACGAGGAGUACAAUAGGGAAAUGGACAGGGACCUGGAUAGGGAUGUGGAUCGAAUCGGAAGACCCAUGGAGCUAUAUGAUAGAAAUCUGGAUAAUGAGUGGGACAGAGAUUAUGGGAGACCACUGGAUGAACAAGAAUCACAGUUUCAUGAACGUGAUAUUCCGUCUCUUCCGCCUUUACCACCCCUCCCACCUCUUCCAUCUCUGGAUAGAUAUCGGGAUGAUAGAUGGAGAGAAGAAAGAAAUCGAGACCAUGGGUAUGAUCGAGAUUUCCGUGAUAGGGGUGAGUUGAGAAUCCGAGAGUAUCCAGAAAGAGGAGAUACAUGGCGGGAAAAGCGAGAUUAUGUUCCUGACAGAAUGGACUGGGAAAGAGAACGGUUGUCAGACAGAUGGUACCCAUCUGAUGUGGAGAGACAUUCCCCCAUGGCGGAGCAUGUGACCUCCUCACAUCACUCCUCUGAAAUGAUGGGGUCCGAUGCAAACUUAGACUCUGAUCAAGGCCUUGGAGGGGUGAUGGUUCUCAGUCAGAGGCAGCACGAAAUCAUUUUGAAAGCUGCACAAGAACUGAAAAUGCUUCGGGAACAGAAAGAACAGCUUCAAAAAAUGAAGGACUUUGGGUGUGAGCCACAGAUGGCUGACCACCCACCGCCGCAGGACUCAAGAUUACAGAAUGCGUCAAGACCCACCAUGUACCCGCCUCCAGGAUCCUAUAGGCCACCCCCUCCCAUGGGCAAACCACCAGGUCCAAUUGUCAGACCCCCUGCUCCACCAAGAUCGUCUGUUCCUCUGACCAGACCUCCUGUCCCAAUACCUCCUCCUCUGCCACCUCCGCCUCCGCCUCCACCUCCAGUGAUGAAACCACAGAGUGCAGCUGUGGAACAGGAACGCUGGGAUGAAGAUUCUUUCUAUGGGCUCUGGGAUACCAAUGAUGAACAAGGAUUAAAUUCAGAAUUUAAGGCAGAAACGACACCUAUUCCACCUGCUCCAGUGUUACCACCCCCACCUAUUCACCCUUCCAUGCCACCUCCUGGCCCGAUGCCUAUAGGUAUGCCACCAAUGUCCAAGCCUCCACCUGUGCAGCAGACUGUUGAUUAUGGCCAUGGUCGAGAUAUGUCCUCAAAUAAAGUUGAGCAGAUACCCUAUGGAGAAAGAAUAACUCUGCGCCCAGAUCCACUACCAGAAAGGUCAACCUUUGAGACAGAGCAUGCAGGCCAACGUGAUCGUUACGAUAGGGACAGGGACCGUGAGCCUUAUUUUGAUCGUCAAAGUAAUAUUAUAGCAGAUCAUCGGGAUUUUAAAAGAGAUCGAGAGACACAUAGAGAUCGAGAGCGGGAUCGUGGUGUUAUCGAGUAUGACCGUGAUCGCUUUGACAGAGAGCGCCGCCCCCGAGAUGACAGGACUCAGUCGUAUCGAGACAAAAAAGACCAUUCUUCCUCCAGAAGAGGGGGGUUUGAUAGGCCAUCCUAUGACCGGAAGUCUGACCGGCCAGCCUAUGAAGGCCCGUCCAUGUUUGGAGGAGAACGGAGGACUUACCCAGAGGAGCGGAUGCCUUUGCCUGCCCCUUCGCUAAGCCAUCAGCCGCCUCCAGCUCCUCGGGUUGAAAAGAAGCCUGAGUCAAAGAAUGUGGAUGACAUUCUGAAGCCACCAGGCCGAGAAAGCCGACCAGAAAGAAUUGUUGUUAUAAUGAGAGGAUUGCCUGGCAGCGGGAAGACUCAUGUUGCAAAGCUUAUUCGAGAUAAGGAGGUAGAAUUUGGAGGACCAGCACCCAGAGUUCUAAGCUUGGAUGACUACUUCAUCACUGAAGUGGAAAAAGAAGAAAAGGAUCCAGAUUCUGGAAAGAAAGUGAAAAAGAAGGUAAUGGAGUAUGAGUAUGAAGCGGAGAUGGAAGAGACCUACCGCACCAGCAUGUUCAAAACCUUCAAAAAGACUCUGGACGAUGGCUUUUUCCCCUUCAUCAUUCUGGAUGCCAUCAAUGACAGAGUACGACAUUUUGACCAGUUUUGGAGUGCAGCAAAAACUAAAGGAUUUGAGGUGUAUUUGGCUGAAAUGAGUGCAGAUAACCAGACUUGUGGCAAGAGAAAUAUUCAUGGAAGAAAACUUAAAGAAAUAAAUAAGAUGGCCGACCACUGGGAAGCUGCGCCUCGGCACAUGAUGCGCCUGGACAUUCGUUCUUUGCUGCAGGAUGCUGCUAUUGAAGAAGUGGAGAUGGAAGAUUUUGAUGCAAAUAUUGAAGAGCAGAAGGAAGAAAAGAAAGAUGCAGAAGAAGAGGAAAGCGAACUGGGUUACAUUCCGAAAAGCAAAUGGGAGAUGGACACAUCUGAGGCAAAGCUAGACAAGUUGGAUGGCUUGAGGACUGGCACUAAAAGGAAACGUGACUGGGAGGCGAUUGCCAGCAGAAUGGAGGAUUAUCUUCAACUGCCUGAUGACUAUGAUACUCGUGCUUCUGAGCCUGGGAAGAAGAGGGUGAGAUGGGCAGACCUGGAAGAAAAGAAGGAUGCAGAUAGGAAAAGGGCCAUAGGUUUUGUGGUCGGACAGACUGAUUGGGAGAAGAUCACAGAUGAAAGUGGUCACCUGGCUGAAAAAGCCCUCAAUCGAACCAAAUAUAUUUGAGACUUAGUGUUUGAACGGAGUCAUGGUUUCUCUGAGGUGGUUCGCUUUGAGGUGACCUGAAGCUGAGGCCUCACGGAGCUUCUUUGUGUGUCACCUUGCCUCCACGUUUCAGUUCUGUUUUGUUUCUACUGCUUUCAUUUUUUUAAAGUUCUUCAGUGCCCCCAAGAGUUUCUAGGAUCUUGCUAUACCCAAGCAAGACAUUAAUUUUUCUUUUUAACUAUUUUGGGGAGGGAGGGAGUGAUAGCUUAAGCACUGAAACCAAGUGGGAGUCCACUGGAGGAUUCCGACAGACAAUAUUUCCUCCACUGUACAGUGUCACAGACUAUCUCUACCAUCAUUGCUUUGUGACCGGUUUUGUUUUUUACUGUAUGUAACUGGUAGCUGAUUGUAAUAGAAUUAAAAACAAUAAACUUUCAUGAUAAAGCCAAUGAGAUUCAUGGGCUAUAUGGAGUGGGCCCAUUUCUCUUGUUUUCUUAGUUUCAUGUUUAUUACUGCUAUAAUAUGGUGUGUCUUAAUUACAUGCUAACUGAACAUCCUCAAAACUUCUUUCCCGUUGGAUAUUUCAAAGUGCUAUGAUUCGUUAGCACAUACUGUAUAACACAAGGUCCGAUGACAUUCAGAAACACUCGUCUUUGUUUUGUAGUUGAUUUCAUCUUUGUGUCUUGAAGUCUGACCGAGACCAAGUUAAAUAUUGUGGGCUCCCUACAGUGUGUCUGUUGAUUGAUGUGAUGUUUUAUCUUAAAUGUUUUUGGAGUCCAUUUGCUGUUAUUCCCUCUCUUCUUUCAGGUUUCUCCCUUUAUUUUUGUUAGGCUUUGAGUUUUCACCUGAUCUGAUGUUGAAUCCUGGUGGAAAGAACUACCAUACUUCAUGGAAAUCAACCUUAUUGCCUUAUUUUGAACUUUAAAAAUCAAGAUUGCAUGGAAGUAGAGUGGAGUUGCUGAGCCCUCUGGCGUGUAGCCUGUAAACCUGUCAGGUUUGUGGGUUCUUGCCAGAUUGCCGAUUCUUGGGGAGCAUGGCCUUCUGCCUUCAUGUGGCUAUAAUUCCACGCAGAGUGCAAAACACAGAGCUAAAGCCCAAAUGUUCCCGUUUCAUUACAUAAAGGGGCUCUUCCCCUUUUUCAUUCUGCAGAGAGGGAAAAAAAGUCGUCUUCUAACCUGAAAGAAGAUGGAGAAGAGCCUUCUUCCUUGAACACCGUUUCCAUUCUGUAAUUGAAUUCAGCAGGUGGUAAAUGUAUUCACUGAAGACUUCAAUAUUUUGAGUAUCUUUGUGCUACAGACAAAUUUUCUGUAGUGUCAUGGCCUACAGCAAAUAUUGUGUAAAUAGAGUUAAUAUUUACUAACACUUAGUAGUAUCACUUUGAGUUCAACAACCUGGUUUUAUAGUCCAGAAGGCUUAAUUUAAUCCAAAUCCUGACCAAUUCUAUGUGGUUCCCUGAAAUUUGAAUGUUUAACCAUAAGAGACUUUAAAUUCAUUAACAAGUCAAUGUUGAAUGUGUAAUUUGCUGCAUAAAGUAAUUUCCACUGUUUGUACUAUUUAAUAAGCAGUUGAUUGCUUAUUGGCCUGCAAUACGUUUCUACACAUUGAUCUUUCUCAGCUGCCUUUAUUUCGUUGGCUAAGGAUGUAUCACAAGGUAGCCAGAUAGAAUUGUUAUUAUAUGAAGACUCAUUUGCAGCUUACUAAAGCUACCUGAUAUCUGUUGUGAUCAAAAGCAAAACUUUCAAACUGUGUUCUCUGGUUCAGAAGAAAUGGGAACUUGUGUGUUCUUCUAGGCUGAGGAUGGUUGCCCUCUCUGUUCUGAAAGUAUUCAGAAUGCCUGCAGGAUAAGCAGUGGUAAUCAUUUCAGAAUCAUGAUUUUGCCUUGCAGCUGUAGGUUUAUGUCUGUACUCACAUCAGGAGGUGU
Messenger RNA from Ochotona curzoniae (black-lipped pika), 8509 nucleotides. It is a transcript of the gene YLPM1, whose product is annotated as YLP motif containing 1. The record is from RefSeq and is a predicted model, not a curated record. Gene Ontology annotation, biological process: regulation of telomere maintenance. The coding region runs from base 175 to 6609 and encodes 2144 amino acids. NCBI's taxonomy places the organism in Eukaryota, Metazoa, Chordata, Mammalia, Lagomorpha, Ochotonidae. The transcript is spliced from 21 exons. Gene Ontology annotation, cellular component: nucleus.